This is a messenger RNA of Esox lucius (northern pike), 2337 nucleotides long. RefSeq names its product small integral membrane protein 32. The transcript has 2 exons. Lineage: Eukaryota; Metazoa; Chordata; Actinopteri; Esociformes; Esocidae. The record is from RefSeq and is a predicted model, not a curated record. The coding region runs from base 831 to 1160 and encodes 109 amino acids.
GAGACAGGGAAGAAGGUGUAUACGCAUAAGAGAGGGAGAAAGCGCUCGACCGGGAGGUGACGAAUAUCUCCGUCUCCUAUUAAUUUUCUCUCCCCACCCCACUCUUCUGAGCUGGAUCGAUAAUCCCGUCAGGGGAUCGGUUGAAGUUGAAGUCACUCAAAACAGACGUAUCGACCUUUCCUGGAUAUAAGAACGUGAGUGGGGCUGCAGAAGGAACCGAGGGUGAACCGGCGUGCUUCUUGCCUAUAUCGCUCUACCUGCACUCCAAGACAUGCAGUUUCUACAGUGCGCGGCUUGAAAGAGCCAGCCGAAAGAAAAUGUGUGCGUAUUGGAUGGUCUGCUCUCCUCAUAAACUUUACCAAUUGUGCUGUAGCAAGUAGCCAUUUUCUUUGGAUAUUGUGGGAAGCCCAAUCUAGAAAAGGCUUAUUUGGUGAUUACGGUAAGAAAUCCGAGGAUGCAAAUCGUUAAAUAUAUCUUUGGAAUUAUGUCCUCUUGAUUUGACGGUUACGGUUGGAGAAGCGGUUACGAGAGAAGACAACCUCUAGUUAUUUUGAGUGACUCCGAAAUACAUGGAUGUGCAAAUUCAGUUCCGCGAGGGGUUAACUUAAUUGUUCAAGGCGGCAUAUGAUCUGUAUAGGCGCGGCGGAUUUAGUGGUAAAACAGUACUGCCUCUCCAGAGCGCGUCCUCCCGGGAAAGAGUGGUCAGAGCAGGCUGAGCCUGAGGAAUGCGGUCUCAGUUUUCCUGCAUCUCCACCUCACCUGCGAGGACUCUUUGCUAUACAUAUCACAUUGAACGUUAACCGGGUAGAAGGCCGGUGACGCGAACAAUCAUGUUGAGACAACUCCUGCUGAAUUCCACCAACGCACCGGACUUCGACAUUGGGAUGGCUCACCACACACAAGCGCCCGGAUCCGUUAACACGUCUCAAGGCUCGGUGAGCAUAGCGGCCUUACUCAGGCCCACGGGCAGCAGGGGCGGACUGCGGGAGAGCGGGGAGAUGAACAAACCGGAUUUGGCCACCUACUUGGUUAUCUGUCUUGUGCUGUUUCUGCUUGUGCUCCUCAUCGUUUUCUUCAUCAACUGUCAGCUGAGGAACUCCUUCUUCGCCUCCAUGCCCUAUGAUAGGUCACUUAGAGAGGCCCGGACCUCUUAUAAGUAGAACCAGUGACCCACUUGAAUGAAAACUUCUGUACUAGGACUGUAACGUGCUUUCGAACGUGGUCAUAUGUUAUAAUGACGAUUUGGGGGACUGCAUGGUAUAACUGUGCGUAACCGUUAAGUGUUCGUUUGGCUCGCUAAGACAGGGGUCUAUGUUACAAAUUGGACUAAAUGUCACUCUAUGUGUAUAUAUUUUUUUGUAUAUGAAACAUUUUGUAUUACUGCUCUGUAAUGAAUUUGCGCUCUGUUGUGGUAACUUCGCAGCUUAAAGUUGAAUUAAUUGUAUUGUGUGGAACCAUGAUUAAAUACAUAUUAUAUUUGUCCACGGAGUUCAAGAUAAAUAAGCUAUAUGAUAAUCAUGCGUCAGUUAUCAUGACGUGAUGUGUUGACACAGAUUGAUAAUUGAAUGUACUAGGGACAGAUCGGGGUUUUAUGACUACAAUCCCUGCUUAUCACGAGUUUUCAUUUAGUUUUUAAUUAAGCCUUCACUCACAGUUUAUAUACGAGCGUAUUUUCGCGUGGAACGAAUUGCCUAACACUGAUACAAAUCGGUCAAGCCAAUUUUGCAAUUCCUACCCAGAAAGAAAGGAACAUUCACUGUUCUAGUUAGGAUUUUAUCUAACAUUACGAUGAUAACAUGCCAAAAAUAUUUGGAUCAAGUUUUGUUCUUCAGAAUAAAAACGUAAUUUAAGGUAUUUGGCGGUAUUUGGCAUAAAAUGCAUUAAAAUGUUGGGCACAAUACCACGAAACGUUCCUCUAACGUUCUUCUUAGGGUUCCAGCUAAUGCAGCAAUAACAAAAAAAAAACUCUGUGAAUGGUCUUGCAAAAUCAGGCAUGUUUUUAAAAAUUAUGAAAUAGGGCAAACAAUUUCGGUGGGAACACUCAAAGAACAGCUUUUAGUUUGUUGUGUAUUCUUUUAUGCACAUCGGGCCACACUGACUACCCAGUGCCACGCCUCUUAAUAUCUGUUGUUCCAAAACACACUUGGUAAUCAGAUUCAUAUCUUCCAACUCUGUAGAUGCCAAAACAGUAAUGUCAACAGAGUGAAGAUGCCACCAAAGAGAAUUUGACCGAGUGGGGAGGUCACAUAUUUUUUGCCUUACCCUUAGGUGUAGGUUAAAAGUUACAUUUGGGCUAAGGUAUUAAGCUAUGGUACAGGGUUAAAGUUAUUGGUUAGC